GAACACUGCUCCCUACUGGGCACAUAGAGUAUAGACUUAACUUUUCGAAUUUUACAUCAACAAUCAGUAUUGCACGGAUUCAUUGUUUCGGCGAUUAAAAUUUCCUAAAUAUAACUGUGCAAGAUUUUAGUGCAUGCAAAACAUCAUUCUGUAUAUUUCAGUACAUGCGGUUGUUCUGAAAACAGAACAAGUCUGCCACCUCACAUCAACGGUCGGCAGUCAGUCAUCACAACCAGGUGGAUGAGGUUAGAUGCGGGUCUUUCUCUGUGUUGUAUUUACACAAAGCACAAACUCCCGGCUAAGACGUGGGAUAAGAGGCGGCAGUAACGUUCUCCGCUAGAAUGAAACCAGUAAUUUGGGAAACGGUUACAUUUUUAAACACCUCCUUUCAUGUGAAGUAAUGUUUGCACAUUCCUCAAAUUCUCACCCAGAAAUUAUAUACCGGUUGAGACUGUGAAUGAAAGAUGUCCCGUCGCAGAUGGUUUUGCAAAGCGUUCGGGGGUGGGCAGAGAGGGGGGAGACGGAGGGGGAGGGGGGGGAGGUGCGCAAGGAACGCAGUUCCAUGGUCUCCCCUUUCCCGGAGGCGCCUGCCCUUGCUCCUAUUCGGGACUGGGAUUCACCUGCCCGGCCAAGUGAAGGGGCAUCACACCCCAGCCAACCCCGUGCGGGACUCAGCAAAUGGGACAGGGACUCUCCGACAGGUAGCGUUUCUCCACGACGAGGGGUUCCCUUCACGACCCAGGCACCGUGCACUCAAGUGCAGGUUGGACUACAAACCUAAGAGCUUCCUAAUCGAGUAAUACAGCACGGAAACAGGCCCUUCGGCCCAACCAGUCCAUGCCGACCAAGAUACCCAUCUAAACUAGUCCCAUUGGCCCGCAUCCCUCUAAACCUUUCCUAUCCAUGUACCUGUCCAAGUGUUUAGUUAUUAGUGCCUUUACAUGUUGUUACUCGCUAUGUCCAUCCCACAUCACUGCGCUAAAGAUGUCAACCCGCUUUUCGAAGGCAAAAUUCCAUUAACCAAUUCCCUUGCCAACUCGGGAGACACAAGAGACUGCAGAUGCUGGAAUCUGGAGCAAGAAAAAACGGCCCGGAGCUUGGCCCGCUGAGUUCCUCCAGCAUUUUAAUGUCUAGCCCCUGUCAACUUACAGUAAGAUUAAAGGCUGCGUGCAGGUGCAUAGAGAGAGAGCGAGAGAGACGAUUCUGGCAUCAUUUCCCCCAAUAAGCUUUCCUUGAAAAUGACUGUCCCUGGGAUGUAAUCAGAUAAUCAGCCAUCGUUGAACCAGUGACCCAGACUUUACGAUUGGUCAUUACGAACAAUAUUUCGCGCCGCCAAGUUUGGGGUGCGUGGUUGGAGAGUGUGAACCCACGUCGCUUUCACAAUCAGGUCUUGACUGAGUAAACGGGUGACGCUGUUUGGACGGCGGUGAUUGGGUUACCGCCAGGCUAUUGCCAAAGGGAAGGGGGAGGGUGCGGUGGGAACCUCGCCUUUAACACGCAGCGGUGACGAUCUGUUGCAGCCGGUGCCGGUAUGAGAACUCGCUAUAAAUUCAAUGGUACUCUACCUUCCCUCUUAGACUCGACUCCCUUCUCCGCUGGUCGCAGUGAGGAGGGGGAGGUGACAGCAGCUUUGCAAAUAACUUUACUUGCAAAAUAAACAUUGCAAGGCUAAACAUUUGGGAACUUGGGAAGUUUGCGGUGUCUUUUCAUGAUUUAGCUUUGAGAUAAUUAUUUAGCGACCGGUUCAUUUUUUAUCGCAUUUUUUUUUUCUUAUUAUCCCCUGCAUUGCCUGCGGACAAUGUUGUGGUUGCUCGCCGUGUGGAGUGUGCCGGUGCUGUGCCUUGCGGGUGAGCCGCCGGCUCUCGGUCGGAGGCACGCCGAGCGGAAUCUGUUCCCCCUGCGGCCGGGAUGGAGGAAGAGGAGCGGGAUAGUGCAGGCGGUGGAUCGGAUCUACGCGGGGGACGGCAAGCUCGGUUACAUGCUGUACGCGGACGGCAAGAGGUUCCUGCUGGACCUGCAGCGGGACGAAGCUGUCACCUCGCCCCGCUUCGGCGCCUCUGUGCUGGGGGGCUUGGAGCUGGGCGAAGGGACGAGCGGCCGCUGCUACUACCGGGGAACGGUGGACAGUAACCCAGAGUCGCUGGCCGUCUUCAACGUGUGCGGGGCUCUGGAUGGCUUCUUUGCCCUGGGCAACUCGCGUUACACCAUCAGCCCGUUGUUGGCCGGCACGGGAUCCCGGGGGCACCGGGCGUUCGGGGAUGGCUCGGAGCCGGUGCUUCACAUCUUCUCCAGGGAUGGUUUCAGGUUCCAGACCUUGGGGCAGCCCAGCCGCUGCGAGAUCCGUGACAAGGACGGGCAGCCCGCCAGGCGCAAGCAUCCCAACUCCUCCGACAGCCCGGGGGAGCCGAAGCUGCCCGGCCGCUCCAAGCGCUCGGUGUCCCGGCCACGGUACGUGAAGCUGCUGCUGGUGGCCGACGCCUCCAUGUCCGCCAAGUACGGGCGCAACAUCCAGCACUACCUGCUGACGCUGGCUUCCAUCGCUUCCAAGCUGUUCGGCCACGCCAGCAUUGAGAACCCGGUGCGCCUGGCCGUGGUCAACAUCACGGUCAUCGGCGAUGCGGCCGAAGGUCCGCGGGUCAACAAGAACGCCGCCACCACCCUGAAGAGCUUCUGCGAGUGGCAACACGCCCGGUACGGCGAGGCGGACGGGCAGACGGAGCGGCACGAUGCCGCCCUCCUCUUCACCCGAGAGAAUCUGUGUGGACACCAGUCGUGUGAUACCUUGGGAAUGGCAGACGUCGGGACUAUAUGCUCCCCUCACCGUAGCUGUGCGAUCAUUGAAGAUGAUGGCCUCCACGCUGCGUUUACAGUCGCUCAUGAAGUUGGGCAUCUGCUAGGGCUAUCGCACGAUGAUUCCAAAUUCUGUGAGGAAUCUUAUGGCUUGACAGAGGAUAAGCGACUAAUGUCUUCCAUCCUGACCAGUAUUGACUCCUCCAAACCCUGGUCCAAGUGCACUUCAGCCACAAUAACCGAGUUCUUUGAUGAUGGCCACGGAGACUGCCUCCUCAAUCCUCCAAAGAAGCCCAUGCGGACACCAGAGGAGCUGCCAGGGCAGAGCUACGACGCAGCCCGCCAGUGCAAGCUGGCCUUCGGACCGGAGUACACAGUCUGCCCGGGGAUGGAUGUGUGCUCCCGCUUGUGGUGUGCCGUCAUCCGUCAGGGGCAGAUGGUGUGCAUGACCAAGAAGCUGCCCGCCGUGGAAGGGACCCCCUGCGGGAAGGGGAGGAUCUGCCUGCACGGGAAGUGUGUGGACAAAACCAAGAGGAGGUACUACUCGGUUUCUGCGAAUGGCAACUGGGGAUCCUGGGGCUCGUGGGGUCCGUGCUCACGAACGUGCGGAGGGGGUGUUCAGUUCGCCCACCGGCACUGCAAUAACCCGGCUCCCCGAAACAACGGCAAAUACUGUGUAGGCAAACGGGCCAUCCAUCGAUCGUGUAACGUGACACCUUGCCCGCAAACCGGCAAAUCUUUCCGAGACGAACAGUGUGAGGCAAGAAAUGGGUAUCAGACCGAUGCCAAAGGAGUCAAAACCUUCGUGGAGUGGGUUCCAAAGUACGCUGGAGUGAUCCCUGCAGAUGUCUGCAAGUUAACCUGUCGAGCAAAGGGAACGGGAUACUAUGUAGUGUUCUCCCAGAAGGUAACAGACGGAACGGAAUGCCAACCGUACAGCAAUUCAGUUUGUGUGCGUGGUCGCUGUGUUAAGACGGGCUGCGAUGGUAUAAUUGGCUCCAAACUGCAGUAUGACAAGUGUGGAGUGUGCGGCGGAGAUAGUAGUACUUGUGUGAAAGUAUCUCGAACUUUUACCAAGAGAAGUGUUGGGUACAGAGAAGUGACAAGAAUCCCUGCCGGGGCGAUCCAUAUCAAAGUGAGACAGCACAAACCCAAGGGUCAGCAGCGAUUCACUGCUUACUUGGCAGCCAAGAGGAAGAACGGGGACUAUCUUUUCAAUGGCAAGUACAUGAUCUCAACUUCGGAGACCAUCAUUGACCUCAAUGGCACGGUGCUCAACUACAGUGGAUGGAGCCAGAGAGAUGAUGAGAUGCAUUCCAUGGGCCACGGCCCAUUGAAGGAGCCGUUGAUCAUUCAGAUUCUUGCCACCGACCCCGGGAAACCAGUUGACGUGCGCUACAGCUACUUUAUCCCAAAGAAGCCACAGCCUGCGACCAGUGAGAAUGCCAUCAAAACUCUGGCUGCACAAUCCCACCUGCCCAAGUGGAUGACAGGACCUUGGUUGACAUGUUCCAGAACCUGCGACACUGGCUGGCAGACUAGAACCGUUCAGUGCAAGAAUGGAGAAGGGAAGUUGGCCAAAGGGUGUCCCCUGUCCCAAAGACCAUCAGCAUUUAAACGGUGCUUUCAGAGAAAUUGUUAAUGCACAUUUACCUGUAAGAGUCUCUUUUUUUUUAAAGUUUGUCAUUCCAUUUUCUGUGUUAAUUUAAAAUUCUCAGAGGGAAGGAAGGAAAACAUUCUCAGUGUAUCUUGACGUUAAGCAGAAAUUGCUCCUACAUCAAGAACGUGGGCAGAAUCCAUCUCAUUAUCCAAAUGAGUGCACGUUGGAGAGUGGGGGAGCAUCGGACACAUGGCUCCAGGAGUCUACAGAUUUGGUGAGAACGAGUGAGUAGAAGCUGAUGGCAGCUGGCAUGUCACCUACCUCAGAUGCCUCCCUCAUCCACGUUGAAAUGAGAACCUGGCAACUAUCCUUUCCACAGUUAUCAGGCAGUGCAUUGAUUCCAGAAUCCUUUCCAUCCCUUCCGUAGAAGCAGACAUCUGCAGUUUUGGCACAGCCUCCAUUUUGCUUUGCUCUUCCGUGGCCUCUUGAUUGGGGCCAGUGACUGAUUCCUGGGAGUUUGACUAAGAGAGUGCAGGACUGACUGCAUCCUCCAAUGACGGUGAAAGGCGCCAGCUGCGUGAAUGUUUGUGAAAGGAAUGAGUAAUCUGGUGUCUCAAUGAGAUCACUGCACUUUGCGGACUCUCGGUGGAACAUAUGCCACAGUGAUUGCAUUAGAGUGUUUAGUGUUAUUGCCUCUCGCUACAUUGCCUGGCCGUGAACCACUUGUGAUGGACUUUCUUAAACGAAGCACUAUAUGAUUCCAGUUUGUAAUUGCAAAUCUCUCUGGCACAAGAAUGAAGAGCUGUCUGGAGUUGAACAGCAGAAGGGAAGCAGGUAUGGAAAAUCCAACAUUGUAUCCCUGAUGGACCAUCAACCAUACUGACUGCGUUCCAAUUGGUGAAUGAACAAUGCAAACCUGAAGCCACACCAAAGACCUUUCCCAGAAAAUAGUGGUUUUACAGAACAUCUAAAUCAAUUAUCAUCUCAACUUACCACUCUUAACUUGAGUGAAUAUCUGUCCAUGGUUUGUCCCAACCCACCGUGUACUCUGCUUGGUGUAUCAGUAGCAUCACAGAACUCCAAAGGACAGAAAGGACAAGCUUGUGUUUCAUCUCCGACUGAAGGAAUUUUUUUUCCUUUGACACAUACUUUACAGUGCAGGUUAUAAACUGGUGGGAGCAUGGAAUUAAUUGUCAAUAAGGUACUUUGAUCUGAUGAAACAGCAGUUCCUUUCAAAGUUGUCUCACCAGGGGAUGGGGAUGAUGAAAGGGAGUAAAUUCAGGUCUGGUUCUGAUAUUUGCUUAAGGACAGUUCAUCAAAUAAUUUGGAAAUUUUCAGUAACUAGCAAUUCCACAUGAUGGGAACAGGAGUAGCAGACAGAAGGAAGUUUACUUCCAAUGGGACUGACUUUUCCACUCCAAAUUGCUUAUUAGAAAAGCUGCCUCAAAAUCCAAACUGUGUAUUACAAGACUGCACUGGGGCAGCCCUGGCCCAAUGGGGACCAAGUACACACAUCCCGAAAAGCCUUUGGUUUACAGCUGUGAGCUUGCCAAAGGUCAGUUUUAAGAGGGCAAUUAGUCAGUCAAUUCAUGGGCUUCACGAACCGUCCACUGCCAAUUCCAUGAUUUUAAAAAGGGACGUGGUGACUUACAUUAAAAGUAGAUGAUUUUACUCACCAUCCUGCAAGGGGUUCUAUGGAGUCAUUUAGGGUGUUUCUGAUUAGCUAGCUGUGAUUUCCAUGGUAGCUAUCAAACCAGUGCUAGAAGCUAUCUAAUCAGAAGUUAUUUGCAGGUGGGAAAAUGUGCAAUUUUUAUAGUUAAUGCUUUUAGUUUCCUGCUUCAUCCCUCAUCUUAAUGAAGCACUCAGCUGCCAUGCCACUUAUAAAUGCAUCAUUAUCUCUUUCCAAAUGGUUCUGUUAUUACUCAUUCUCAAAAUAUAGUUGUACCUGUGAAGUCAAACUUUCCCCAUCCCUAUUUAUCAGGAGAAGCUGUUGCUGACAGGCUUUCUGCUGUUGUAUUGGUACAGCAGCAUUGUGUUUGCCGACUCAGUUAAGAAUCAACCACAUCGGUGUGGAACUGAAGUCACACAUAAGCUGGUGAGAUAAAGGCAGCAAGUUUCCUUGCCUGAAGGUCAUUAAUUGAUCAUUUCAGCACUUAUGAUAACGCAACCACUGUGGUCACUUUUACUGCCAACGGCUUUUUAAUUCUAGACUCUUUCUGAACUGAAUCCAAAGUCACAGACUAGCAAGAGGAGACUUGGCAUUGCAUUAUUAGGAUUAUAUGUCCAGACUUCAGUCUAGCCAGACUAUAUGUGACUUCAGUCCUACGAACCCAGUUACAUAACCACUAUGUUGAAUGCACAAUGUAGUACUGAACCACAAGUUCAGUCCUUCCUUAUGCUUGAUCUCAAAGGAACAAGUAAAGAUUGUUGUCAUUGUUGAGAUAAGACCGUUCAACUCAUUCAAAUUGCCGCUGUGAUGGCCUAACUCUUCCAGCCUAUUUCUUUAUCUCUAUUGUGUUCCUGGUAAGCAUGUCUAUCUCCUAUCUGUAAGUGGCCUCCUCGCAAUUUCAGUGAAUAUAUUAGCAUAGGUUUCACUUACCCUAGGGAGGAUAAAAAUUACCACUUGUAAUGGGAUUGAGUAACCAAACUGAUCCAGGGACAUGAGUUCAAGUCCCACCACAGCAGCUGAGGAACUGUACUUCAUCUGGAGUCUGCCACGCUCACCUGGUCUGGCUCCAGACCCACAGCUUUGUGGCUGACACAUGGAAAGAUGUUUCAUAGCAAACCACUCCGUUCAAGAGAAGCAGAGAUGACAAUUAAAAACCGGCCUUGGCAGUGACUACCAAAUCCUGUGAAUGGAUAAAUAAAGAAUAAGUUGCACUGCCAUACUAACCUGUAGAGUGAAGAUCUUACACAAUUUCAAUAUCACAUGUUGAUUCUUGCGUAUGCCAGAGAUGCAAUAAUUGUCUAUGUUGGUGAGAUAGAGUAGAAGGAAAGAUCUUUAGACCUAUCGAUACCCAAAUUUUUUUCAAUUAGCCACACUUAAACAAUACUUUAGAAAACUAAGUUGUAUGGUUGCCCUUUCAAUCAGACCAUGCCAACUGGAUUGUUGUUCUGUCUAAAGUGAAAUCAAAUUGGACCCAAUCUGAAACUGGUUUGGUCUCCGAAUGACCUAAAAGCAGUUGACUACAGUGUCCUAGUCUCUACCUCUACUCUCAGAGAGAUUGUAGCACAUUAAAAAAAAAGGAGCAAGCUACUCUUAAUGUGGAUCAGUGAUGAAGAUAACCUCUUUUGUCUCUAUAUGUUGUUUAUAAAGAGUUCAUAACUUCUAGAAUAUUUAUUACAGUUCCCAGGACUUCAGUGAAAGUCUGUCAAGAAAGCAUGUGUACAUCUGGCAUGGCAAGGUUCAACUUUCUAAAAGACUAGUAUUGAAACCAUGCAAUUUCUACUUAUAGAAUUGGAAUGGAAUAUAGCUAAUAGGAAAGGCUAGACAAAGAUCAUUGUUUGAUAUGCUAUUUAACAAUUAUUAUGGAAGUUGCAAGAAAAAACAUGAUGAUUAGAUAUUGAAAUGGAAUAGAUACAUGUGGAUAAUUUACUCCAUCUGGCCAGGUAGCUAUGAGUAUUAAUCUCCUCACACUUUGGGUGUGUAUUCUUGAACUGUAUGGGUAGAUAUCAAAGCUGUAGAUUUAAUGAUGGGUCCUAAUCAAUAUGCUGUUCUGGCAUCUUAUAUACAUCCAAAACCAAAAUAAUUUGCUCUGGUUUAUCCAAAAUAAUUAUCUGCUUGUAUGUGUUUGUGGUUUCUGCAGCAGAUGUGCACACCUUGUAGAUAAAUGCACUUUCAAUCAAGAGAGAUCAGUUGCAUUCCAAAUAACUAUAAUUCAUGGCUGUUAUAAAGAAGGCCUCUAUGUAUUAUUCCAGAGACAUGAAUCUGCUUUAUCCUCUGUAGUGAUCGAUGUAAACCACUCCUGUUUACUGCCCAAAGCCCAUUCAGACCAAUUCGGGGUAGUCAAAGUAACUAUUAUAUAGUCAGCAGUGGUAGGAUUUAAACUUGAAAGCUCCCACAAAACAGCUCAAUUUGUUACAUCUUAACCAGGAAACUCAGUGGGGAGUACUGAAGAGACAGAAGUUCCCCUCUUUUCUUUGAGAAAGUCAUCAAAUCUUCUAAAUCUCCAGCACCCUGUAGGUUAUUAACCUUUGAACAUUCAAAGCUGUGCUCCUAUACGGUGGUCACUGGACCGAGGUAAUAGGGAGAGCCAGAAUCCUUCAAAUGUGAGUCUGAAAGCCCAGCUUUCAAACUAAAUUCCUGGCAAGCACUCCCUUUGAGUUGAUACCCCACUGCUUACUUGUCUCUGGUAGAUGGGUGUGGCCCUGCAUAGUCGGGAAAAGGACUGUGUCGGUGAUGGAAGGAGCUUCAUAUCUAGAGUGUAUCCUGUGUAUAUCAAUCCUUCCAUUACUUCUCACUGUUGUCCAAGGGAAGCUUGAAAAAUGACAACCAUUGCUUUCCAGAAAGAGGGAGGAGGGGGAAAACUCCCAGCAAUUGAGAACAAAUUGUAUUUGAUGUUAUUUGAAUGGGAAUAGGCGAGGUAUAAACUUGACUCUUUAGCCUUUAUUUACAUGAAGGCCAAUAUCUACUAUUCAUAGUUACCUGUGGAUACUAUCUCAUGAUGUAUGUGGCACAUAUUACAAUAGGGAAACUCCAGUUCCAGCAGCCAAUGUUUGCUUCUGGAAGAAAUACAGGACUUCUCUAAUACCCAGGGAUCAGGAUGAACUGCCAGUUCAAAACUGAGUGCAGGGGC
Molecule: messenger RNA, 9186 nt
Organism: Pristis pectinata (smalltooth sawfish)
Lineage: Eukaryota; Metazoa; Chordata; Chondrichthyes; Rhinopristiformes; Pristidae
Gene: adamts5
Product: A disintegrin and metalloproteinase with thrombospondin motifs 5
Exons: 8
Coding region: 1799-4432 (877 amino acids)
Biological process (GO): extracellular matrix organization; proteolysis
Molecular function (GO): metalloendopeptidase activity; zinc ion binding
Source: RefSeq, a predicted model, not a curated record